AUGACAACUCUGGCCGGAGCUGUCCCCAGGAUGAUGCGCCCCGGGGCCGGGCAGAACUAUCCCCGCAGCGGGUUCCCGCUGGAAGUCUCUACCCCUCUAGGCCAGGGCAGAGUCAAUCAGCUCGGAGGAGUGUUUAUCAAUGGCAGGCCUUUACCCAACCAUAUCCGGCACAAGAUAGUGGAGAUGGCCCACCAUGGCAUAAGGCCCUGUGUCAUCUCCCGCCAGCUGCGAGUGUCCCACGGCUGCGUCUCCAAAAUUCUCUGCAGGUACCAGGAGACGGGCUCCAUCCGGCCGGGGGCCAUCGGCGGCAGCAAGCCCAAGCAGGUGACGACGCCGGAUGUUGAGAAGAAAAUCGAGGAAUACAAGCGGGAAAACGCGGGCAUGUUCAGCUGGGAGAUCCGGGACAAGCUGCUGAAGGACGGGGUGUGUGACCGCAACUCGGUGCCGUCAGUGAGCUCCAUCAGCCGCAUCCUGCGGAGCAAGUUUGGGAAAGGCGAGGAAGAGGAGGCUGAGCUGGAAAGAAAAGAAGUGGAGGAAGGCGACAAGAAGGCCAAGCACAGCAUUGAUGGCAUCCUCAGCGAAAGAGCACCAGUGACACCUCAGUCUGAUGAAGGCUCUGAUAUUGAUUCUGAACCAGAUUUGCCUUUAAAAAGAAAGCAGCGUCGCAGCAGGACAACCUUCACAGCAGAACAACUGGAAGAGCUGGAAAGAGCUUUUGAGAGGACACACUACCCUGACAUUUACACCAGGGAAGAACUUGCACAAAGAGCCAAACUCACAGAGGCUCGUGUCCAGGUCUGGUUUAGCAAUCGUCGUGCCAGAUGGAGGAAACAGGCAGGAGCCAACCAACUGAUGGCUUUCAACCAUCUGAUCCCUGGAGGAUUCCCACCUAGUGCCAUGCCGACCUUGCCGACGUACCAGCUCUCUGAGCCCUCCUACCAACCCACCUCCAUACCCCAAGCCGUGUCUGAUCCGAGCAGCACCGUCCACAGACCUCAGCCUCUCCCUCCCAGCACUGUACACCAAAGCAGCCUCCCCUCGAACCCAGAGAGCAGCUCUGCCUAUUGCCUGCCCAGCACCAGGCAUGGAUUUUCCAGCUAUACAGACAGCUUUGUGCCUCCGUCCGGGCCCUCCAAUCCCAUGAACCCUGCCAUUGGCAAUGGCCUCUCACCUCAGGUAAUGGGACUCUUGACUAACCACGGUGGUGUUCCUCACCAGCCCCAGACCGACUACGCGCUGUCGCCGCUGACGGGGGGCCUGGAGCCCACCACCACGGUGUCAGCCAGCUGCAGCCAGAGGCUGGAGCACAUGAAGGGCUUGGACAGCCUGCCCACAACCCAGUCCUACUGCCCGCCCACCUACAGCACCACGGCCUACAGCAUGGACCCCGUCACGGGCUACCAGUACGGCCAGUACGGCCAAAGUGCCUUUCAUUAUCUGAAGCCAGAUAUUGCAUAA
Molecule: messenger RNA, 1458 nt
Organism: Prinia subflava (tawny-flanked prinia)
Lineage: Eukaryota; Metazoa; Chordata; Aves; Passeriformes; Cisticolidae
Gene: PAX3
Product: paired box 3
Exons: 10
Coding region: 1-1458 (485 amino acids)
Biological process (GO): regulation of transcription by RNA polymerase II; anatomical structure development
Molecular function (GO): DNA-binding transcription factor activity, RNA polymerase II-specific; RNA polymerase II cis-regulatory region sequence-specific DNA binding
Source: RefSeq, a predicted model, not a curated record